GAGCUGAACACAGCUAAAAUUAGCCUAUUGAUGUAAGCCGGUGUUCCACUAACACCCGCACACACCCCAGUGCAAGUCAAUAAGAGUGCGAGACAAGGACAAAUCAGGCCGGAUCGAUCUACCUAAAGUAACCUCUUCCUCUGUACAGGUAGAACUCAAGACACACGCCGAUCUAACAGCACUACUGGGAUUCUCAUUUAACCCAACAUGUCACAGUUCAGCAGUCUUUCAGUGCGUGAGAGGACGAAGCAGGCAGCUGCUCUUUGCUAUGAGGUCCAUGGUGGUGCCAACGGUGUUACGAUGGACCUAGGAAAGAAACUUUCCACUCCAAAAGACAUCAUGCUGGAGGAACUCUCUCUCCUCUCAAACCGAGGGUCGCGCCUUUUUAAGAUGCGACGGCGGAGAUCAGAGAAAUACACGUUUGAAAGCAUUCAGAAUGAAGCCAAUGCCAUGUUUAAUGUAAGUAGCAUCUACACAGAUACACUGCACCAUCCUGAGGAGAUAAACAGGAGGGUGGCCACACCAUAUGGUGGUUUUGAAAAAACCCCACGAGGGAUCACCUUUAAGCUUCCGGAGGUGGACUUGAAUGCUCCUCGAUACCCCGAGCUCCAGGAUCCUGCAGCCAAGCGACCCAUUUUCAACAGGACGGCCCAGGGCUGGAUCUCCGACGGCACGCCUCUCAUUUUACCCACCGUCUCUCUGGAGCCUUUUGAGAUCCCUGAGUCUGACGAUCUGUAACACCGAUUCAAGCCCUUCUUCUUACUCAAUCCUGAUGAGCCUGAGUGUGGUAUAGGGUGUGUGUAGACGUGUAAAAGCAAUA
This is a messenger RNA of Sinocyclocheilus rhinocerous, 820 nucleotides long. Its product is annotated as myozenin-2-like. The record is from RefSeq and is a predicted model, not a curated record. Gene Ontology annotation, cellular component: actin cytoskeleton; Z disc. The transcript is spliced from 5 exons. The coding region runs from base 208 to 738 and encodes 176 amino acids. Lineage: Eukaryota; Metazoa; Chordata; Actinopteri; Cypriniformes; Cyprinidae. Gene Ontology annotation, molecular function: actin binding; telethonin binding; FATZ binding.